GAACUAGAAAAGCCACGAACCAAAGAAACUCAAAUUGUCUAGUAUCCAUCUUGGGCGAGUGUGCAUCGGAUUUUCCUUUUUUUCCACCUGCUUUUCUUUAGUCAGGGCGACACAUAACGACCGAAAAUGUUUCCAGAUUUAAUGGCCCUGAAGGGCCUUUUUAAAAUUGAUCCCAUUAAAACCGAUAACAAUAUAUUUCGUUGCCACUACAAGUUGACGGUGAUUUUUUUAGCUGUGUCGGCGACGUUGGUUUCCUUGACUCAAUACGUCGGUGAUCCUAUCGAUUGCUUCAUCAACGCCGAAAAGAGUCCGUUUCCCAACAAAGUUCUCGACAACUACUGCUGGAUCCAUUCUACUCAUACUCUGCCGAAUCAGCCGGGCAUCAAGGCGGACGGAUCCAUGCCCAUUCCCGGUAUUGGUACCCCAAAAGAGGGUGAAGAAAUGAGAUACCACAAGUACUACCAGUGGGUUGGAUUCUUCCUCAUGUUCCAGGCCAUCACCUUCUAUUUGCCUCGAUUCAUCUGGAAAUUCUGGGAAGCCGGAAGGAUGAAGACCUUGGUGGAAGAUUUGAGCUCCUCCGUCAUGCCGUCAGAAGUUGAAAAAGCGGCGAAAGCGAACCUGGUCGAAUAUCUUUUAGUCAAUGUCAAUCAGCACCAAAUAUACGCCUUCAUCUUCUUCGGCUGCGAAGUGCUCAACGCCAUCAACAUCGUCGGUGAGAUAUUCUUGGUGGACACGUUUCUCGGUGGCGAGUUCACUGAAUACGGCGGAAAUGUUCUCGCCCAAACCGGAAUGGAUCCGGAAGAUCGUGUCGAUCCAAUGUCAUACGUAUUUCCCAAAGUGACCAAAUGCUUGUUCAAGAUGUACGGCCCGUCUGGAACUGUCCAACGCUUUGACGCCUAUUGCGUUCUACCCGUCAACAUUCUGAACGAAAAACUGUUCAUUUUCCUUUGGUUUUGGUACGUCAUUCUCGCCGUUGUGACCGGCAUCGGCCUAUUGUACCGAAUCUUCACUCUGGUUUUGCCCAAACUUCGAAUGUUCCUCCUGCGGAGACGAACCGGACGCGAUUUAAAUGUCCGCCAAGUCGAAACCGUCUUCCGCCGAUGUCAGAUCGGCGAUUGGUUUGUCCUGAUGCUCGUGAGUAGCAAUGUCAACCAGUGGAUCUUCCAGGAAGUGAUAGACGAACUCGCUGAAAAGUUCAAAGGCAAAGACAUUUAAAAAAUAAUUAUUGCAAUUAAGCGUAUUAAUUUGCAAUUAUAACGCGAUGAUGAAUGCGUCGUUAUUUUUCUAUCAAUAUAAUCUUUCGCCAUUUGUAUAAAUUAUGCGCGACGUUUAAUGCAAAAUUCAGCUUUUUUAAAACGAAUCGCGCGUCUACUGUGUGUAGUUUUUUUGAAAUUGUAUACACGGAAAGGUUUUUAUUUCUCAUAA
This is a messenger RNA of Daphnia pulicaria, 1425 nucleotides long. Its product is annotated as innexin inx2-like. The transcript has 2 exons. Lineage: Eukaryota; Metazoa; Arthropoda; Branchiopoda; Diplostraca; Daphniidae. The record is from RefSeq and is a predicted model, not a curated record. Gene Ontology annotation, cellular component: gap junction; plasma membrane. Gene Ontology annotation, molecular function: gap junction channel activity. Bases 127 to 1215 code for a protein of 362 amino acids. Gene Ontology annotation, biological process: phototransduction.